GUGAUUUUACGAGGGAUGGAGGAACGAAGAGCAUCGGCGGCAACGGUGAGCGCGCCGAUGAGUUGCGGCAGCGGAAGCUCCAGCAUGUGUGCGGGGCCGAUGUAACAGUAGCAGUAGCAAGGUAUGGGUUCCACUCGCGAUUGGAGGAAUAUCGAUGCGGCUGGUGGGUUUUAUGUCGGCAGUGAGCCGAGGAGAUUUCACGGGCCUCCUCAGUGCGAUCGGUGCGGGCGUUCUGGACACAUCAGCAUCAAAUGCCUGGCCCCAAACCACGAAAUGAUCUACUGGAAGUACAACCAAUUUCACGGGCCUCCUCAGUGCGAUCGGUGCGGGCGUUCUGGACACGCAAGCAUCAAGGGCCUGGCACCAAACCACGAAAUGAUCAACUGGAAGUACAACCGACCUGGACCGUUUCAGCAGCAGCGGAGGAACGGCGAGUUUGGCGACGGGUGGACAGCAUCGUCCCUGGUCGCCGCGUUGGCGCCCGGUACUCAGACGGACGCAGCGGCGAUGGCGGCGGCGUCCGUGACAGGGGGCACGGCAGCAGCAGCUGCUGCUGCGGCGUCCCCGGUCGCCGCAUUGGCGUUGGGUGUCCAGACGGCCGCAGCGGCGGCGGCGUCGAUAUCGGUGACGGGGGGAACGGCAGCGGCGACAGCAGCAGCGGCGUCCCCGGUCGCCGCGUUGGCGUCGGGUGUCCAGACGGUCGCAAGGGCGGCGGCGGCGGCGGCGGCGGCACCGGUGACGGAGGACGGCGGCGGCGAUGGGGUCGGGGACGAGGGGCUGGAUGAAACCUGGAGUGGAGCCCCGACACACCCUUUCGACCCCGGUAAGACAUCCUCGCGUGGCGCGAGGAGACGGGGGGCAGUAUCAGGGGUUGCGUACCCCUUCGAUAGGGGCAGGAACGGGAGUGCCAGCUCCGGCGGCGGCAACGGCGGCAGCCGCAGCAGCGACGAGAGUAGCGGCUUCGGCCAGAGCUCCGGCGGCGACACCGGCGGCAGCAGGAGCAGCGACGGGAGUGGUGGCUUCGGCCAGAUGGCAGCAGCAGACGGCAGCGGCGACUUCGGCCAGAGCCUCGUCGGCGGCAGCGGCGACAACGGCGGUGGUGGUAGAGGCGGCAGCAGCGACGUCACCGGCAGCCGUGUUGGCGCUGGUACUCAUGACGGUCGUGGCGGCGGGGGAACGGCAACGGCGGCGAUGGCAGCGGCGGCAGCAGCGCUGGUGCCCUCGAGUCGACCGGGAACGGGGAGGACGCGGUGACAGCGACGACCUCACCUUGUUACAGUCAAGUGGGAGAACAUGUGAAACGUUCACGACUUUGUUCGGUUUUGUGAGCAGGCAUGUACGUUUUAGCUUCGCCAUUUGGCUUCGCAUUUGUUUUUUUUGUUCUGUUGUUCCCUUGCUAGUGCACCGUGCACUUUGAUGCAGAA
Molecule: messenger RNA, 1424 nt
Organism: Ectocarpus sp. CCAP 1310/34
Lineage: Eukaryota; Phaeophyceae; Ectocarpales; Ectocarpaceae
Source: the annotation of a GenBank genome assembly